Messenger RNA from Amoebophrya sp. A120, 572 nucleotides. NCBI's taxonomy places the organism in Eukaryota, Dinophyceae, Syndiniales, Amoebophryaceae. The record is from the annotation of a GenBank genome assembly.
AUGGAGCGGGAGAAAUUUGCCAUGCGCGACGGGUAUCCUGUGCAAAAGUAUCGUACUCGUAGUAGUUGCGUUUAUGCAUUACAAAUCUCUUUCUCAAGUCGAAUCAGCAUUACAAAUUCAAUUUGUAAUGCUGGGCUAAUUUGUAUACUAGUAUGAUGCUUUUGCAUUGCAUAACGGGGAGAAGGACGAGGAGAAUUAUCACAUGCUGAACGUGUUGUUUGGGGAGAAAAUCAAUAAAGGUGUGCAUGGGAAGACGAACGAAGAGAUGAUGUGGGAGGAUCAUGUUGUCGUCGCAGAAUCAUGUGGACGACGCAGCUGCGAAAUAAACCGCGACAAGGAUUCCGAUUCUUGUCCUCUAGUACCGGCACAAAACCAAGAAGAGGCAAUGUCUCCGUGGUCCACCGUCGUUGGGUCUUCCAAGUCAUUAAUCAGCCAGCAUAUGGGUCUCCACCGGGUUCUGGACGAAAUGCACAUACUGCAGUGGGAAAAAUGCAAAGGACCGCUUUCGUCGCAAAUGAGAGCGGCAGAUGGACCACGAGCGGAGGAGCAAUGUGAAGAUCCUUACAAUAAUG